Cryphonectria parasitica EP155 is the source of this 1224-nucleotide messenger RNA. RefSeq names its product APH-domain-containing protein. Lineage: Eukaryota; Fungi; Ascomycota; Sordariomycetes; Diaporthales; Cryphonectriaceae. The coding region runs from base 1 to 1224 and encodes 407 amino acids. The record is from RefSeq and is a predicted model, not a curated record. The transcript has a single exon.
AUGGGAACACCACAGCAAUACCUUCCGCCCACCCUAUCGGAUCCCACCAUCCAGUCCCUCCUCACCUCCCUCUCCUUGCCGCCAGCAAAACUCAUCAGUCCCCUCAUCGUCGCUGCAGCCUACCACACCCUCUACCUCCUCACCUUCCCGCCCGAGGCCAACGCCCAAGGUGAGCUGGCCCCGGCCCUGCCCCAAGAACCAGACGGCUCUACAACCCUCGUCCUCCGCGUCUCGGGCCGCCACCUGCCCCGCAUCAAGACGACUAACGAGGUUGCCGUCAUGCAAUGGGUUCGAGCUAAUACCUCGAUUCCCGUCCCGGCUGUGGUGCGGUUCGACGCCACCGAGGCCAACCCGCUCGGCCACGAGUACACACUGCUGGAGCGCGCCCCGGGUAUCAGCGUCGAUAAGGUGCUAGACAGGCUCGACGAGGCGGCGCGGCGCGACCUGGUCGCUCAGCUAGCGGACCUCGUGGCCCAGCUGCACGCGCACGAGUGGACGGCGGUCGGGGGGCUGGAACCCUCCUCUGCAGACGGAGGCGGCUCGGCGAUUGUUCCGGGCCAGGUGCUGGACGAGACGUUUUGGCAGGCGCCGGAUGUGGAGAGGUACUGGCCGGGUGGGCACGAGACCGUCUCGACUUUGAACAUAGGGGGGCCUUAUGAGAGCUACACGGCCCUCUGCGCCGCGAGCGUGGACAAGUACGUCUACGCAAUCGAGAGGCACGAGCGCCUUGCCUGGAUGAGGGAUCUCGUCCCACGGCUGAGGGCAUUCGUGGGGCUGCUCAGGGGCGGCGACGGGCAAGGAAGGGCACGAGAGCUCAAGCUGGACGACACGAGGCUCGUCCUGGCGCACAGGGACCUUCACUUUGCGAACAUCAUGUUGGAUCCUCUUACGAACAGGAUCACGGGCAUACUUGAUUGGGAGUUUGCGGGGGUCGUGCCUGCGUCCAGGUGGAAUCCCGUCAAGGCAUUCCUGUGGAACAUGAAGGAGGGCGACGAGUCUAGGGCCGAAAAGGCAGAGCUCAUGAGGGUGUUUGAGGAAGUCUGUGCAGUAAAAGGUCUCACUAUUCUAAGCGAUGCCAGGGCUAAUGAAUAUCAAGAGGCCAUGCAGUUGGUGGUGAACUACGUGCGGGCGAUCGUGGAAGUGUGCCCAAGGGGUGAAAAGGAGGAGGCUGCGAGGGAAUGGAGGAGGCUGGCGGAGGAGGCGAUGAGGAAACUUGGAGUCUAA